Aspergillus ochraceoroseus IBT 24754 is the source of this 474-nucleotide messenger RNA. Its product is annotated as cytochrome b-c1 complex subunit 6 family protein. The coding region runs from base 1 to 474 and encodes 157 amino acids. The transcript is spliced from 3 exons. The record is from RefSeq and is a predicted model, not a curated record. Gene Ontology annotation, biological process: mitochondrial electron transport, ubiquinol to cytochrome c. NCBI's taxonomy places the organism in Eukaryota, Fungi, Ascomycota, Eurotiomycetes, Eurotiales, Aspergillaceae.
AUGGGUCUCACCGAUUUUUUCUCCGACGUUAUCUCUUCCUGGGGCUUCCCUGAGGCCCAGGCCGAGGCUCCCGCCGAAACCGUUGAGCAGACUACCAGCCAGGAGGCCGAACCCGAGGUGAAGGCCGAGGAGACUCCUAGCGAGGAGGCCACUGAGCAGAGCGAGGAAUCUGCCGAGGAGACUCCCGAGGAGACCUCUGAGGAAGAGGAGGCUGAAGAGGAAGAGGAAGAAGAGGAGGAGGAAGAGGAGGAGGAGCCUGAGGAUAUCAAGCCCCAGCUUGAGGAGGAAUGUGCCAACUCAUCUCAGUGCGCCCCUUACAAGCACCACUUCGAUGAGUGCGUUGAGCGUGUAACUCAGCAGCAGGAGGACCCCGACUACAAGGGUGUCAAGGAGGACUGCGUUGAGGAGUUCUUCCACCUCUCCCACUGUGCUACCCAGUGUGCUGCUCCCAAGCUCUGGAAGGCUCUCAAAUAA